Penicillium atrosanguineum is the source of this 249-nucleotide messenger RNA. RefSeq lists its product as uncharacterized. The record is from RefSeq and is a predicted model, not a curated record. Gene Ontology annotation, cellular component: mitochondrial intermembrane space. The transcript is spliced from 4 exons. NCBI's taxonomy places the organism in Eukaryota, Fungi, Ascomycota, Eurotiomycetes, Eurotiales, Aspergillaceae. Bases 1 to 249 code for a protein of 82 amino acids.
AUGGGAAAUCUCAAGCAAGAUCUGUCUCACGAGACGCCCUGUCACCCGCGCGCUUGCGCCAUUCAAGACUGCUUAACCAAGAAUGGGUACAACGAGGCAAAAUGCCAGGCGCAGAUUGACGCUCUUUACGAAUGCUGCAACGCCUUUUAUCAGGAGCGAGGAGAUCACGCGUCCGUUGUGAGCUGCCCGAAGGCGGGCCUGCUACGAUUGAAGAUGAAGCAGCGGGCGGAGGCAGCGAGCCAGAAUUAA